Molecule: messenger RNA, 2229 nt
Organism: Penicillium maclennaniae
Lineage: Eukaryota; Fungi; Ascomycota; Eurotiomycetes; Eurotiales; Aspergillaceae
Gene: EifCb
Product: translation initiation factor eIF3 core subunit b
Exons: 4
Coding region: 1-2229 (742 amino acids)
Biological process (GO): translational initiation
Cellular component (GO): eukaryotic translation initiation factor 3 complex
Molecular function (GO): translation initiation factor activity; RNA binding; translation initiation factor binding
Source: RefSeq, a predicted model, not a curated record
AUGGCGCCCAGUUUCGAUACCCUGACCGAGCAGGACCUCCACGAAGAGGAGGAGGAGGAAGUCGAUUUCUCCGAUCUCAAGGAACAAUACGAAGUUAAACUCGAGGAGGGUUUGGACACAUUCGUCGUCAUCGAUGGCCUUCCCGUGGUCCCCAAGGACAGCCGACAGAAGCUCGUCAAGUUCUUGUUGAGGAAGUUGACCUCCGUCGGUCAAACCUCUGAAGAUGCCGUUUUUAUGCCGCUCAACGACAAGGAGAUGACUGAAGGAUUUGCGUUUGUUGAGUACGAAACCCCCGAACAAGCCAUGGCCGCCGUUAAGCAACUGCACGGCGUCCCUCUCGACAAGAAGCACACCCUCGCCGUGAACAAGUUGAUGGAUAUCGAGCGCUAUGGCCGCGAGGGCCGUAUCGACGAGGAGUACCAGGAGCCCACGAUCGAGCCCUUCAAAGAGAAGGAGCACCUGCGCUCGUGGUUAGGCGAUGCCAACGCCCGUGAUCAGUUCGCCCUCUACCGCAACGAUAAGGUUGGUGUGUUCUGGAACAACAAGAGCAACCCGCCAGAGAACGUCGUUGAUCGCGCUCACUGGACACAACUUUUCGUCCAAUGGUCCCCUAAGGGUAACUAUCUCGCCUCCGUCCACCCCCAGGGUGUCCAACUCUGGGGUGGCCCCUCCUUCUCAAAACAAAAGCAGUUUCCCCACCCCUUCGUGCAAUUGAUCGAGUUCUCGCCCUUGGAGGGCUAUUUGACUACGUGGUCCGCCCGCCCUAUCCAGGUGGAGGAAGGUCAGCCCAUCUUGACCUUUGAGGAAGAUGGAAAGAACAUCAUAGUUUGGGACAUCGAGACCGGCAAGCCCCUUCGCUCAUUCGUUUCCCACGAUCUCACUGCCGCUCCCGCCGUCGAGGGUGACGUUCAACCGAAGAAGAAGGUCCAGUGGCCCGCUUUCAAGUGGUCUGCGGACGAGAAGUACGUGGCCCGUAUGCUCCAGGGUCAGUCGAUUUCCAUUUACGAGGUGCCCAACAUGAACCUCCUGGGCCGGACCUCAGUGAAGAUCGAGGGCGUGAACGACUUUGAGUGGUCUCCCGCCACCGUCACCCGUGAGGGUGUCAAGCAAUAUGAGCAGCUGCUCUGCUUCUGGACCCCCGAGAUCGGCAGCAACCCCGCCCGUGUGGCCAUGAUGAGCGUGCCUUCCAAGGAGAUUGUCCGCACUCGUAAUUUGUUCAACGUUUCUGAUGUUAAGCUGCACUGGCAAUCCCAGGGUACCUACGUCUGUGUCAAGGUUGAUCGUCACUCCAAGUCCAAGAAGUCUCUCGCGACCAAUCUGGAGAUUUUCCGUGUGAAGGAGAAGGGUGUACCCGUCGAGGUGGUCGACAGCCUCAAGGAUACCGUCAUCAACUUCUCCUGGGAGCCCAAUGGAUCGCGUUUCGUUCUCAUCAACACCGGCGAGAACCCCACCGGCGCUGCCGUUCCCCCCAAGACCGCUGUUUCGUUCUUUGCUCCUGAGAAGAAGGGCAACGUCGCCGGCAGCUUCAAGCUUGUCCGCACAAUCGAGAAGAAGACCAGCAACGGCAUCUACUGGUCCCCCAAGGGUCGUUUUGUCGUCGUCGCUACUGUUCACUCUCAGUCCAACUUUGAUCUUGACUUCUGGGAUAUGGACUUUGAGGGCGAGAAGGUUGAGGCUGAGAAGGACCUUGCCGCCAACCUUCAGUUGAUGAAGACCGUCGAGCACUACGGUGUGACUGACAUUGAGUGGGACCCUACCGGUCGCUACGUCGUCAGCAGUGCCAGUGUCUGGACUCACUCAAUGGAAAACGGCUGGAAUCUGCACACUUUCUCCGGCAACACCCUUUCCGAAAACCCCACCGAAAAGUUCAAGCAGUUCCUUUGGCGCCCGCGCCCCGCCACCCUCCUCAGCAAGGAGGAGCAGAAGCAGGUUCGCAAGAACCUCCGCGAGUACUCCAAGGAGUUCGACGAGGAAGACAAGUACGCUGUGGACAUCGCCAACACCGCCGUUGUGGAGACGCGCAAGCGCGUGCUCAACGAGUGGCUUGCUUGGCUGCGCCGCGAGAUGGAGCUCCAGGCCGAGGAGAAGGAGGCCUUUGGACUCCCCGAAGACGCCGACUCGCCCAAGCUGGCCCUGGAUGCACCGACCGGCGGCGAGGACCAGGGCGACACAGUGGUGGAGGAGAUCGUGGAAGAGAUCGUCGAGGAGACCGAGGAGGUUAUUGGUUGA